Molecule: messenger RNA, 2166 nt
Organism: Ilex paraguariensis (yerba mate)
Lineage: Eukaryota; Viridiplantae; Streptophyta; Magnoliopsida; Aquifoliales; Aquifoliaceae
Source: the annotation of a GenBank genome assembly
AUGUAUUCCUCCCGUGGGAGUGAUGCUUACGGGCAGCAACAGCCGUACUCGUCACAAUCUGCUUAUGUGCAGAGCUUGGGAGCUGCAUAUUCGGGGACUUCAGUUGGAGGGCCUGAUGGAGCCUCUCAACUAUCACUGGGUUCGCGGCAUUCCUCGAUGUUAGGAGGUCCUUCUCAAGAGACAGAUAUCAGUGGGUAUAGAGCUGGUCAUCAUCCCCCUUCCGGAGCUCAUUAUGGUGGCCAAUACAGUUUGGUGUAUGGUUCAGCUGCUCAACAGGUUCCUGCUAUGAGUGCCAAAGGAUCUGGGCAGUCUGCUUUGGAAGGUCGCAGUGGUUAUGGCUCAUCUAUGCCAGACUCACAUAAGUUCGCAUCUGGUGACUAUGUUUCAUCAUCAAGCCACUUAUAUGGCCACAAAGGUGAUCAGUUAUUCUCUGAAAAGAUUCCUGAUUAUCCGUCAGUGGAAAGACAUCAAUAUGGUGAGCGACAGAGUACUUAUUUGGGGAGGGAUUUGCAAAGUGAACCGACUGGUCGGUAUGCUGAAUCGGUUGGUGUUGCUCAUAAGCAUCAGCCUGACUUGUAUGAUCGCAUAGAUCAGGCUUCUCUGCUUCGACAAGAACAAUUGCUGAAGGCUCAGUCACUGCAAGCUGGUUCCCUUGAUGGGGUUUCCAGACAAGCUGAUUAUCUUGCAGCAAGGGGGGCUACCAUCCGUCAUCCGACCCAUGAUCUUCUGUCUUAUGGUGGAAGAAUGGAUGCUGAACAUCACAGUUUAUCAAUGUUAAGCAGUUCAUCGUAUGGUGGACAACCUGCACCAUCAAUUUUAGGGGCGGCUCCAAAGAGAAAUGCGGAAGAUCUUGCGUAUGUUCAGAGUUCUUCAAAUCCAGGUUAUGGAGUGAGCCUGCCUCCUGGUAGGGACUAUGGCACGGGAAAAGGGCUUCGUGGCACAUCUCUUGAGUCGGAUUAUCCAGGUAGCAUGUCGGCACGUAGUGGUCAUCCAAGGAUUGAUGAUCGUAAAGAUGAUAGGGGCGCAUAUGCUCGGGAGCUUGAGCGAAGAGAGGAGGAACGCCGUAGGGACAUUUUACGUGAACGAGAGAAAGAAAGAGAAAGGGAUAAGGCAAGGGAACGAGAACGAGAACGGGAACGUGAAAGAGAGCGUGAAAGGGAACGCAUUUUGGAGCGGCGAGAAAAGGAGAGGGAUCGAGAUCACAAACGUGGACUUGAAAUAAGGCGUGAUCGAACUCCACCAAGGAUAUCCAGGGACCGCGGUGGUUCCACAUUGACAAAGGAUGGGAGAUCUUUGAGACGGGAAUCCCCUCGUCACGAAGCUUCGCAUAGGCGUCGUUCACCUGUAAAAGAAAAAAGAAGAGAAUAUAUCUGCAAGGUUUACUCCUCCAGUUUGGUAGAUGUUGAAAGGGAUUAUUUAUCAAUAGAUAAACGAUAUCCCAGGAUUUUUAUCUCUCCAGAUUGCUCCAAGGUGGUAGUGAACUGGCAAAGGGAGAAUAUCAAACUAUCUAUCAAUACUCCUGUCAGUUUUGAACAUGAUUUUCUUGAAGAAGCAACUGCUACUGAGCAGAAAGAGUUGCUCCCUGUACCCUUGGCUGAUGAACCUGCGAAAUCAGAACAUGGAGUAACUAUCUGGCAUGCAAAGAUGAUUUUGAUGAGUGGACUUAGCCAAAAUGCUCUGGAGGAGCUGUCAUCUGAAAGAAACUAUGAGGAACGCAUCCCCCAUUUUUGCAACAUGCUUAGGUUUGCUGUUCUUAAAAAAGAUAAUUCUUUCGCGGCAAUUGGAGGUCCAUGGAGUUCUGUUGAUGGUGGGGAUCCAUCUGUUGAUGACUCCUGUUUGGUUCAAACAGUUCUUCGAUAUGCAAAUGACGUAACUCAUCUUGAUUUGAAGAACUGCCAGCACUGGAACCGUUUCCUUGAGAUACAUUAUGAUCGAGUUGGCAAGGAUGGGCUUUUCAGCCAUAGAGAGGUCACUGUCCUGUACGUUCCAAAUUUGUCAGAUUGCCUUCCUUCAUUGGAUACAUGGCGAGACCAAUGGCUUGCCCACAAGAAGGCUAUUGCUGAGAGAGAGCACCAGCAUUCUCUGAAAAAAGAGUGGGAUUUUCCAGGUGAGAGUUUUCUGUUUUCAAUGUGCAUAUAUGGCUGUUAUGUUGGCUUCACUCACUAG